UCUUGCUGGCGCCUCCGCUCCUCACCGCUCUCAGCUGAGGAAGUCCGAGCUGCUGAGUCUCCGCGGCCGUGUGAGUGCCUGUUCCGAAACCUCCGUGGAUCCGCGGCAGUCCCGGGCACAGACAUGGGAAAGUCAGUCGGAAGCGGGAUUCCGAGCUUCUUCGCCGCAGGAAAGAGUUUCGAGGCUGGAUGGUGUGGAUCGGAGCUGAAGGUUUAGGAGACAGUUCUUGCGAGAGUCAGUGACCUUUGAGGAUGUGGCUGUGAACUUCACCCUGGAGGAGUGGACUUUGCUGAAUCCUUCACAGGAAAAUCUUUACAGAGCUGUGAUGAGAGAAACCAUCAGGAAUCUGCAUGAUAUAGGACAGAAAUUGGGAGAACAGAACACUGAAAAUGCAUACAAAAAUCCUGGGGGAAAUCUAAGGUAUCAAGUGGUUGAGAAGCUCUGUGAGUAUGAAGAAGAUAGUCAAUGGGAAGAAAUCUUCAGUGAGAUUCCAGAUCCUGUGGUGAGCCAGAAAACUGGAGAAAAGCCCUGUGAAAGCCAUGUGUGUGGAGAAGACAUCCCUGGUCAUUCAUCUCGAAAUGUGUCCUUCAGAGGUCAGACUAGAUGCAAAACACAUGAGCAUAAAGAGCAUGGAGAGAAGCCAUGUAAAGGUGAAGACUGUGGAGUGGCUUUUGGUUCUCCCCAAAGCUUUUUGAAGCAUGAACAAAUUUACACACAGGAGAAACCCUAUGUCUGUAAACAGUGUGAUAAAGCCUUUAAGUAUCUCAGUUCUCUUCAAAAUCAUAAAAGGACCCAUACUAGAGAAAGAAACUAUGUGUGUAAACAAUGUGGGAAAUCUUUUAAGAGACUGAGUAAUGUUCAAGUCCAUGAAAGAAGUCACACAGGAGAGAAACCCUAUGUGUGUAAGCAUUGUGGGAAAGCGUAUACUUCCUACAGUACCCUUCAAGCACAUGAGAGAAGUCACACAGGAGAGAAACCCUAUGUGUGUAAGCAUUGUGGGAAAGCAUAUACUUCCUACAGUACCCUUCAAGCACAUGAAAGAAAUCACACUGGAGAGAAACCCUAUGUGUGUGAGCAUUGUGGGAAAGCGUAUACUUCCUACAGUACCCUUCGAGCACAUGAGAGAAGUCACACUGGAGAGAAACCCUAUGUGUGUAAGCAUUGUGGGAAAGCAUUUACUCAAUCCAGCUACCUUCGAAUACAUAAAAGAACUCACACAGGAGAGAAACCCUACAUCUGUAAGCAAUGUGGGAAAGCCUUUGCUCGUUCUAGCCACCUGCAGAUACAUAAAAGAAGUCAUACAGGAGAAAAACCCUAUGUAUGUAAGCAGUGUGGGAAAGCCUUCGCUCAGUCCAGUUACCUUCACAUACACCAAAGAAGUCACACUGGAGAGAAACCUUACUUAUGUAAGCAGUGUGGGAAAGCCUUCACUCGUUCAAGCCACCUGCAAAUACAUAAAAUAACUCAUACUGGAGAGAAACCCUACUCAUGUAAGCUAUGUGGGAAAGCCUUUACUCAUUCUAAUUACCUUCAGAUACAUAAAAGAAUUCACACAGGAGAAAAGCCUUAUGUGUGUAAAGAGUGUGGGAAAGCCUUUGCUCGUUCCACUUCCCUUCACAUACAUGAAGGAACUCACAGUGGAGAGAAACCUUAUAUAUGCAAACAAUGUGGGAAAGCCUUCACUUUGUCCAGUUCUCUUCGAAGGCAUGAUGUAGUUCACUCAGAAGAGAAACCCUAUAUUUGUAAGUGUUGUGGGAAAACCUUUGGUUGUUACAGUAGCGUUCAGAAACAUGAAAAGGCUCAUAGAGAAAACAGACUGUUGGUGUAAUAAAUGUGGGGAAACUUAGUUGUUCUGAUUCUUUUCAAAUACGUGACAUAACUGACACAGGAAAGAAACCCAAGAUUUGUAUCCAUUAUGGGAUGCUUUCAUUGACCCUAGUUCUUUUUGAUACCAUGAAAGGAUUCACACUGGAGAAAAACUUCUGGAUAUAAUACAGAAAAAUGUUCACUUAUUCUGCUUCUUUAACAAACCUGAAAAAACUUACACUAGACAGAAAUCCCAAGUAUAAAAUGGGAACACUUAUCACUUGAUUUUCUCAAAUUCAUGAAAAUGCAUAAUCCACAGCAUGAGGGAAUGUUUCCCACCCAUUUGCAAAUGCAGAAUAACAGUAUGGAGAGAAAACCCUUGACUAAAAAUGAUAUACCAAAAAUAGAAUCUUAAGAUGGCCCACAUGCAAUAAAGCACAUGGAAUCAGAAGAUUAAAUAUGAAAAACAGCAGUUAUCUGUUUUCCUCUGUGCAAUGGCAUAUACUUAUAAUUCUAGUACUUGGAAAGCUCAAAACUAAAGGCCAAGUGUUUUGAGUUCUGAGCUAUAUUGUCUAUCUGACAAAAGAAAAUUUUGUUAUUUUUCUUUAUUCUUAAUAAGUUCAAUCAUAUAUACAAUGAGUUAUGAGCAUAUUAUUCGGUCUUCUCCCUCUAACCCAUUAAAUGCACUUACUGCUGCUCAUGUGUACAUGAGCAUAGCCACUUCCUCAGAAGCUGUCAACUGUCAAUAACUCCUCAGUAAGGGGUGAAGGUUCAAGAUCAUCUAUCCCAUCAAUGCUAGAAUUUUGGCUGUCUUAACCCAAUGCAGGUAACUACAAAUAGUGUGAAUUCAUGGAUAUAAUAGCCAUAUAAUGAACAAAAGACUGCAUUUCACAUUACUCCCAUCUUCUGGCUUGUAUUCUUACUACCUCCUAGAAAAAUGGUUUUAAUAAAGUUUGAUUGUUGUUUUGGUUAGUGUUC
Molecule: messenger RNA, 2784 nt
Organism: Mastomys coucha (southern multimammate mouse)
Lineage: Eukaryota; Metazoa; Chordata; Mammalia; Rodentia; Muridae
Product: zinc finger protein 709-like
Exons: 6
Coding region: 326-1828 (500 amino acids)
Biological process (GO): regulation of transcription by RNA polymerase II
Cellular component (GO): nucleus
Molecular function (GO): RNA polymerase II cis-regulatory region sequence-specific DNA binding; DNA-binding transcription factor activity, RNA polymerase II-specific
Source: RefSeq, a predicted model, not a curated record